Molecule: messenger RNA, 17758 nt
Organism: Acanthopagrus latus (yellowfin seabream)
Lineage: Eukaryota; Metazoa; Chordata; Actinopteri; Spariformes; Sparidae
Gene: prx
Product: periaxin
Exons: 9
Coding region: 604-15219 (4871 amino acids)
Biological process (GO): regulation of RNA splicing
Cellular component (GO): nucleus; cytoplasm; costamere
Molecular function (GO): protein binding
Source: RefSeq, a predicted model, not a curated record
UCCAGCGUCCAGCCCCUCUAAGCCCAGUAACAAGGCCCUGCUGGGCCGCAGCUAAAGCCUCCAGCAGAGCAAACAAUGGAGCAGGGCUUUACAUGGGGCUGGAGCAAACUGCUGACUGUCCACUAGUGCUAAUACACCCCUAUUCUGUCCUGUCUCGCUGCUGUCGCCUCUCCCUCACACACACAUACAUCCAUCUCUCACUCUAUGGUGGUUUGCGGCGGAAAAAGAAAGUUCAGUGGUCCAUAUGUUGAUAUGUACACACACUGAUGAGACAGUCCCUCUCUUCUUCUGUCUGUCUGUCGUUCUGUUGAUCCCUCCCCUCCUCUCUGUACCCUCCAUCCAUCCAUCCAUCCAUCCAUCCAUCCAUCCAUCCCUCCCAACCCCAGGACCCCUCCACCCUCUGUCUCUCUUGCUUUCUUUCUAUUUCCAUGCUGACAGUGUAGCUCGGUCUCCCGUGGGCCCAAACAGUCAAAGCGACCCCCAGAUCGCCUCAGACACCCACCUGGCUCCCCACAGCUCUGCCGCCCAGCUCUCCCAGCCUCACGGCCCGCGUGUGGGCCGCUCCAUCGGUGUGUUUCCUCCGUCGACUUCCUGCCGCGGACCAUGUGUGAGUGUCUGCGUGGAAUAUUCAGAGUCACCUGGACGCCUUCCUCCAAUGCAGACUCUGACAGAGACCAAGAGGACAGCCAUGUUUUCAGCCAGACCAGAGAUCCAGCCGUAAAAGACAAGAGGCGGUCGCCCCCCUCGAACAGAUCCCCCUCUGCCCCACAACGCAACCCUCACCACAGCGGCUCCACAGACGAACAGGAGAGUCCCGAGAGAGUGGUGCAGAAGGAGAAGCUCCAUGCAGAGCUGAAGCAGGUGUUGAGUCAGAAGAGAAGUCACCUGAGAGAGUCGACCUGCCAACUGGCCCAACCAGAGAUGGACUCAGAACCCACAGAAGAACAGACGUGUGUGGAGGAAACGUCUAAAAUCAUGGAAAUCGUGGUGGAGACGGAGGCGGAGGCUGGAGCCAGCGGCUACAGUGUGACGGGUGGAGGACAGCGAGGCAUCUUCGUUAAAGAUGUGCUCAAAGACUCACCUGCUGCUAAACACCUCAGUCUACAGGAAGGUGACCAGCUGCUGAGUGCCAAGGUCUACUUCGACAAUGUCAAGUAUGAAGACGCUCUGAAGAUCCUUCAGUGUGCCGAGCCUUACAAGGUCAGCUUCCAACUGAAGAGGACCAUCCCUGGAGCGGAGGUCAGCGUGAGGCCUCGAGUUCCCAGUUUGGAGGUCAAAGGUCCCAAAGCCAAGAUAUCCAAAAUGAGUGUGAAGGGCAGCAAGCCGUUCAAAGUCAAGAAGAAGAGAGGUGGACGUUUUGGUCUGAAGAGGCUGAAAGAGAAGCGCAGAGAGGAGCUGGUGGUCGAGGGAACGCCCCCCAGACUGGAGAUGAGUGACGUGGACGUGGAGUUUUCUCUCCCUAAAUUCAAACAGAGUCGGAACGUGAAGGUCGAAGCAGGAGGUGCAGAAGGAGCAGCAGCCGCGGGGAAGGCAAAGAGGAGGAUCAGGUUUCCCCACAUGAAAACAAAGGCUUACACUGGAGCAGAGACCGGAGGAAAAGUGGAAACAGGACGACUCGAGGGACAAGUGAAUAUCUCUGCACCCGAGGUAUCUGGAGCUAAAGUGAAAACCAAAGGAAAAGGACACAAGUUUGGAAUCACCUUUCCUAAGAGCAAACACACAAAGUCAGGCUCGGCUUUGGAAACUGGAUCUCUGGAGCUGAAGCCCCCUGGUAUAAACAUCCAGCCACCGUCAGUGGAGUUCAGUUGUUCUGGUGAUAAAGACAUGGAUACAGAAAAGGGAGGGGUGAAGAUUAAUGCACCUGAUGUGGAGUUUGCACUCCCUUCAGGAAAAGCUGAGGCAUCUGUGCCUGCUGUAAAGGGAAAAGCUCCUAACAUUGACAUCAAAGGAGGGGUUGAGGCAGACGCAGCUGUGGGAAAAGUUGAUGUAGACGUGGGCAAAGGAGAUGCAAAACUAAGGAUGCCAAAGUUAAAACUGCCCAAAGUGAGACUCUCACGUCAUUCGGAUGAGAUAGAUGGUGAAAUCAAGGUAAAAGCCAAAGGGAUGAAAGUGCCUGAUGCUAAUGUAACACCUCCAAAAGUAGAAAUAAAAGGAGGUGGUGAGGUUUGCCUCCCUGAAGCAAAUAUCCCAAAACCAAAGAUUGAAGGAGAUCUCUCAGGAAAGGCUGCCUCUUUUCAAAUGCCUUCUGUUGAUAUCUCUUUACCAAAAGUGAAGGGAAACUCUGACAUCGACGUCUCUGGGAAGACAGCAAUCAAAAUGCCAGCCAUUGACAUCUCUGUUCCUGAUGUCGAUUUGGAAUUGGACACCGGACGCAGAAUUCCUGACGAAGUGGAGGGCACUUUCAAAGGGCCCAAAAUCUCCAUGCCAAAGGUUGAUGUCUCAUUACCAAAGAUGGAAUCAUCCAGUGUUGAUAUUGAGGGUCCAGAAGGUGGAGGGAAAUUCAGUUUACCCUCUGUUGACAUCUCUCUCCCAAAGGUGAAACCAGGGGUUGCAGAUGUGGAUAUGGACUAUUACAUUGGGGGAGAUGGAAAGUUCAAAAUGCCCAAUUUUGAUAUAACUUUACCAAAAUUUAAGUCGACAGAAGGAGAGGUAGAUAUAGAAGGACAGGAGGUGGAAGGGGGCUUCAAGUUACCCAAAGUAGACCUGACCCUUCCCAAAGGCAAAGCAGGAACAACUGAUGUUGAAGGAGAAGGAAAAUUUCAGCUACCAUCAUUUGACAUCUCCCUACCUGAAAUGAAGACAGGUGACAAGAAAGUCGACAUCAAAGGCCCCGAAGUAAAAGGUGGAAAAAUUGAAAUGCCCACACUCGAUAUUUCUCUGCCCAAAGGCAAAAUGGAAGGAGACAUUGGAGUAGAAGGUCAGGCUGGGAAGGGUGGAAAAUUCAAAAUGCCAUCACUUGAUGUUAGACUACCCAAAAUGGGGACAUCUGAGGUUGACAUUGACUUAGAAGGACCUGAGAUUAAGGGAGGGGACAUUGAGGUGCCAUCAGUAGACAUUUCUCUACCAAAAGGUAAAUCGAAGGGUGAGGUUGACAUCAAGGGAAAAGGAGGAAGGUUUAAAAUGCCUUCUUACAAUAUAUCUCUUCCAAAAAUGAAGUCACCUGAAGGAGAGGUUGUUUUAGAGGGACCUGAAAUCAAAGGCGGAAAGAUCACGAUGCCUACUGUCGAUGUCUCUCUUCCCCAAGGAAACAUAGAAGGAGAUCUGAACAUUGAUGGCAGUGCAGUGAAAGGAGGCAUGCCCUCUUUAGACAUUUCUCUCCCAAAAAUGAAGCUACCUGAAGGAGACGUGAAGCUAGAAUGCCCUGAACUUCCAAACGUUGACUUUUCGCUUCCAAAGGCAAACGUCCAAGGCAACAUGGAAAUCGAGGGCAGUGGCGAUGGCAAAGGCAAGUUCAAGAUGCCAACUUUUGACGUCUCACUCCCAAAGAUGAAAACCAAAGAGGCAGAGAUCGAUAUUGAGGGACCUGAGGUCAAAGGAGGAGCAAAGUUCAACAUGCCGUCACUCGACAUCUCUCUUCCUGCUAUGAAGUCACCAGAGGGUGAAGUAGAGAUCCAACUUCCAGAGGCCAAAGGAGGAAAGUUCCAGAUGCCUUCAUUAGAUGUGUCACUACCAAAGAUCAAAUCACAGGGAGGUGAUAUUAACAUCGAAGGUCCUGAGUUUAAGGUUGAUACACCAGAGGGAGAUUUAGACCUGCAGGGAGGUAAGAUUAAAGGAGGGAAAAUGAAUAUGCCCACAGCUGAUGUAUCUCUUCCAACAGGAAAAGCAGAGGGCAAGAUCGAUAUUAAAGGUACCACAGGAAAAGGAGGCAAGUUUAAGAUGCCUACAUUUGAUGUAUCGCUGCCAAAAAUGAAGAUGUCUGAGGGAAAUAUUAGCCUAGAGGGACCCUCGGCUGAUGUCUCUCUUCCAAGUGGGAAAAUAGAGGGCGACAUUGAAGCCAAAGGUAAAGGAGGACAUUUUCAAAUGCCGUCCAUUGAUGUUUCUCUCCCUAAAAUAAAGUCAAAGCGAGGUGACAUCAACAUCGAGGGGCCAGAAAUCAAAGGUGGGGAAAUUAAAAUGCCAACUAUCGACAUCUCACCCCCCAAAGGAACAUUAGAAACUGAUAUCACUGUCGAAGGAGAUGGACGAGGAGGUAAAUUCGACUUGCCAUCUGUAGACAUCCUCCUCCCUGCAGUAGAAUUACCUGAGGGAGAUGUGAAUUUUCAAGGGCCGAAAGUCAAAGGUGGCAAGUUUGAAAUGCCAAAAAUCGACCUCUCCCUUCCUAAAGGAAAGGGGACAAAAGGAGACAUUGAUAUUGACAUUCACUCGGGAAAGGAUGGGAAUAUUGAAAUACCAUCCUACAAUAUUGGACUUCCUAAAGGAAAAGUCAAAGGUGACAUAAAUGUUGAAGGUCCCAAAGGGGGGAAAGUUAAAUUCAAAAUGCCCAAAUUUUCACUUCCAAAGAUGAACCUUCCAGAGGGCGAUGUCAAAGUCAAAGGAGCAGAGAUGAAAGGAAAAAUGGUUGAUAUUUCACUUCCAGAAGCAAAAGGUGAAGUAGGAAUAAACACUGAAGGUCCAGAGGGUAAAUUACCAAAAGUCAGUUUUCCAGAAGGUGAUGUCAAAUUAAAAGGGCCAGAGAUUAAGAGCAGGAAGAUUGAGAUGCCAGACAUUGAUAUCUCGCUCCCCAAAGGAAAAGCAGGAGGAGAUAUUGAAAUUGAAGGACAUGCAGGAAAAGGAGGAAAGUUCCACAUGCCCUCACUUGAUAUCUCUCUUCCAAAGAUUAAAGCUAAGGGACCAGAGGUCAACAUAGAACGUCCUGAACUUAAGGGAGGAAACAUCAACAUGCCAGACAUUGACCUUUCACUCCCAAAAGGAAAGGUUGAUGCUGACCUCAGUAUUGAGGGUCCUGAGGUAAAGGGAGGCAAAUUCAAAAUGCCCAAAUUUGAUGUGUCACUACCAAAGAUGAACCUACCAGAAGGAAAUGUGGAUAUUUCACUCCCAAAAGGGAAGGUAAAAGGAGAUGUUGAACUUGAGGGAGAUGUGGGUAAAGGUGGAAAGUUUCAUAUGCCCUCGUUUGAUAUCUCUCUUCCAAAAAUGACAGCAAAGGGAGUUGAUGUUGAUAUUGAAGGACCUGAGCUGAAAGGUGACAUGUCACUCCCAAAAGUUCAUUGUCCAGAGGUAGAUAUCAGCCUCCAGGGUCCAGAUGUUGAAGGAGCACAGUUUAACUUGCCAACUGUUGACAUGUCACUCCCUAAAGGAAAAAUUGAGGGUGACCUAAAUGUUGAAGGCCCUGACAUAAAAGGAGGCAAAUUUAAGAUGCCGAAAUUUGAUGUGUCAUUGCCCAAAGUGAGUCUUCCAGGGGGUGAUGUCGAAAUUAAAGGGCCAGACAUGAAGGGAGGGAAGGUUGACAUGCCAGACAUUGAUAUUUCACUCCCCAAAGGAAAAGUUGAGGGUGAUCUAAAUGUUGAAGGCCCUGACAUAAAAGGAGGUAAAUUUAAGAUGCCGAAAUUUGAUGUGUCAUUGCCCAAAGUGAGUCUUCCAGGGGGUGAUGUCGAAAUUAAAGGGCCAGACAUGAAGGGAGGGAAGGUUGAAAUGCCAGAUAUUGAUAUUUCACUGCCCAAAGGAAAAGUUGAGGGUGACAUUAAUGUUGGCCCUGAGUUGAAAGGAGGGAAAUUCAAAAUGCCCAAAUUUGAUGUUUCUCUACCAAAAGCAGGAGGAAAAAUUGAAGUUGAAGGACAUGCUGGCAAAGGAGGAAAGUUCCAUAUGCCCUCACUUGAUAUCUCUCUGCCUAAAAUGAAAGCUAAGGGACCAGAGGUAAAUAUCGAAGGCCCUGACCUUAAAGGUGGAAAGCUAAACAUGCCAUCAUUGGAUGUCUCUCUGCCCAAAAUAAAAUCUCCCGAUGUCGAUAUCAACCUUGAAGGUCCUGAUGUUGAAGGAGGAAAGGUGAAGAUCCCAACUGUUGAUAUUUCACUUCCCAAAGGAAAACUUGAGGGUGACAUUAAGGUUGAAGGCCCUGAGUUGAAAGGAGGGAAAUUCAAAAUGCCCAAAUUUGAUGUUUCUCUACCAAAAGUGAAUCUCCCAAAGUUUGAUGCCGAUGUGGAAGGACCGGACAUGAAAGGAAAAAUUGAAAUGCCAUCAGUUGAUAUUUCACUCCCCAAAGGAAAAGUUGAGGGUGAUCUUGAUGUUGAAGGCCUUGGGGUGAAAGGAGGGAAAUUCAAAAUGCCCAAAUUUGACGUCUCACUUCCAAAGAUGAACCUGCCAGAGGGCAAUGUGGAAUUGCCAACAGCUGAUAUUUCACUGCCACAAGGGGAGGUAAAGGGGCUUGAUGUUGAUAUUGAAGGACCUGAACUUAAAGGUGACAUGUCACUCCCUAAAGGAGAAGUUGAGGGUAACCUAAAUGUUGAAGGCCCUGACAUGAAAGGAGGAAAAUUUAAGAUGCCAAGAUUUGAUGUCUCAUUGCCAAAAGUGAAUCUUCCAGAGGGUGAUGUCAAAAUAAAAGGCCCAGACAUCAAGGGAAGGAAGAUCGAAAUGCCAGAUAUUGAUCUUUCACUCCCUAAAGGAAAAGCAGGAGGAAAAAUUGAAGUUGAAGGACAUGCUGGCAAAGGAGGAAAGUUCCAUAUGCCAUCUCUUGAUAUCUCUUUUCCAAAAAUGAAAGCUAAGGGACCGGAGGUAAAUAUUGAAGGCCCAGAUGUUAAAGGUGGAAAUCUAAAAAUGCCAUCACUUGAUGUUUCCAUGCCCAAAAUACAAACUCCCGAUGUUGAUUUCAACCUUGAGGGUCCUGACGUCGAAGGAGGAAAAGUGAAGAUCCCAACUGUUGAUAUUUCACUUCCCAAAGGAAAAGUUGGGGGUGACAUUAAUGUUGAAGGCACUGAAGUGAAAGGAGGGAACUUUAAAAUGCCCAAAUUUGAUGUUUCUCUACCAAAAGUGAGUCUCCCAAAGUUUGACGGCAAUGUGGAAGGUCCAGAUAUGAAAGGAAAAAUUGAGACACCAACAGUUGAUAUUUCCCUUCCAAAAGGAAAGGCUGAUGUGGAUAUUGACAUUGAUGGACACAGUAAAGGAGGCAAGUUUCACAUGCCCUCACUCAAUAUCUCUCUUCCUAAAAUCAAAGCAAAGGGAAUUGAUGUUAAUAUUAAAGGACCUGAACUUAAAGGUGACAUGUCACUCCCUAAAGGAGAAAUUGAGGGUGAUCUAAAUGUUGAAGGCCCUGACAUGAAAGGGGGCAAAUUCAAAAUGCCGAAAUUUGAUGUCUCAUUGCCAAAAGUGAGUCUCCCAGAGGGCGAUCUCAAAAUAAAAGGGCCAGGCAUCAUGGGAGGGAAGACUGAAAUGCCAGAUAUUGAUAUUUCACUCCCCAAAGGAAAAGCAGGAGGAAAAAUUGAAGUUGAAGGACAUGCUGGCAAAGGAGGAAAGUUCCAUAUGCCCUCACUUGAUAUCUCUCUGCCUAAAAUGAAAGCUAAGGGACCGGAGGUAAAUAUCGAAGGCCCUGACAUUAAAGGUGGAACACUAAACAUGCCGUCAUUGGAUGUUUCUCUGCCCAAAAUAAAAUCUCCCGAUGUCGAUAUCAACCUUGAAGGUCCUGAUGUUGAAGGAGGAAAGGUGAAGAUCCCAACUGUUGACAUUUCACUUCCAAAAGGAAAAGUUGAGGGUGAUUUUGACGUUGAAGGCCCUGAGUUGAAAGGAGGGAAAUUCAAAAUGCCCAAAUUUGAUGUUUCUCUACCAAAAGUGAGUCUUCCAAAGUUUGAUGCCGAUGUGGAAGGACCAGAUAUGAAAGGAAAAAUUGAAAUGCCAACAGUGGACAUUUCACUCCCCAAAGGAAAGGUUGAGGGUGAUCUUGAUGUUGAAGGCCCCGAGUUGAAAGGAGGGAAAUUCAAAAUGCCCAAAUUUGAUGUUUCUCUACCAAAAGUGAGUCUUCCAAAGUUUGAUGCCGAUGUGGAAGGACCAGAUAUGAAAGGAAAAAUUGAAAUGCCAACAGUGGACAUUUCACUCCCCAAAGGAAAGGUUGAGGGUGAUCUUGAUGUUGAAGGCCCCGAGUUGAAAGGAGGGAAAUUCAAAAUGCCCAAAUUUGAUGUUUCUCUACCAAAAGUGAGUCUUCCAAAGUUUGAUGCCAAUGUGGAAGGACCAGAUAUGAAAGGAAAAAUUGAAAUGCCAACAGUGGACAUUUCACUCCCCAAAGGAAAGGUUGAGGGUGAUCUUGAUGUUGAAGGCCCUGAGUUGAAAGGAGGAAAAUUCAAAAUGCCCAAAUUUGAUGUCUCAUUGCCAAAAGUGAAUCUUCCAGAGGGUGAUGUCAAAAUAAAAGGGCCAGACAUCAAAGGAGGAAAGAUUGAGAUGCCAGACAUUGAUAUUUCACUACCCAAAGGAAAAGCAGGAGGAGGAAUUGAAGUUGAAGGACAUGCUGGAAAAGGAGGAAAGUUCCACAUGCCCUCACUUGAUAUCUCUCUUCCAAAGAUUAAAGCUAAGGGACCAGAGGUCAACAUAGAAGGUCCUGAACUUAAAGGUGGAAAAAUUAAUAUGCCGGACAUCGACCUUUCACUCCCAAAAGGAAAGGCUGAUGCUGAUCUCAGUAUUGAGGGUCCUGAGGUAAAGGGAGGCAAAUUCAAAAUGCCCAAAUUUGAUGUGUCACUUCCAAAGAUGAACCUACCAGAAGGAAAUGUCAGAGUGGAAGGACCAGAGAUGAAGGGAGGAAAGAUUGCAAUGCCAGCUGUUGACAUUUCAGUUCCUGCAGGAAAAGUGGAGGGAGAUAUCAAUAUUGAAGGACCUUCUGGAAAGGCAAUUGAAGUACCAAAAGUUGACCUAUCUGGUAAAAAGGGUGGAGGACUCCACAUGCCAACUCUUGACAUAAAUCUCCCCAAAUUUGAUCUCGACCUAAGCCUUCCCUCUGGUCUGAAAGACAAAAGCCUAAAAGUGGACACCAGUGGUCCUGACGCAUCAGGAGGUUUGGAGAUGUCUGGUCUCAAAGGAGAUAUAAAUCCAGCCAAGUUGAAAGUCAAGGGUGCAGACAUCGAGACAGGUAGUGUAGAGGGUCCAGGUGCAUCCAUCAAACUUCCCAGCGUCAAACUACCAACAGUUGACAUCUCAGCUCCGAAAGUAGAUUUAGACUUUGGUCUCACCAAACCUAAAAGUGAUGAUGUGGAAGUAGAGCUUCUGAAAGCAGAGGGAGGCAGACCUUCAUCAGGGGGCAGCUUUGAUCUGCCAGAUCUCUCCCUCAAAGUUCCCAGUUUCACACUUCCCAGGUUUGGUGCCAAGUCCAAGAGUGGUGACGUGCAGAUAUCAGGAAAAGGACCCAAAGGAGACAUUUCCCUCAGCCCACCACAUGUUGAAGGAGAGAUUAGGGCACCAUCUGUAGAGUUUGAUGGCGACGGAAAGGUUAAGGUGAAAAAAUCUAAACUCAAACUGCCCUCAUUUGGUUUGUCCAAAAAGAAUACAGAUGUGUCCAUAUCUUGUCCUGAUGUAGAUGUUAAAAUGAAAAAGGGCAAUAUUGACAUUCCUAAAGCAAAAAUCAAUGUUGAAACCCCAGACAAUAAACUAAAAUACAAAGGGAAAUUCCCCAAGUUUAAAAUAUCAUCACCGAAAGGUCAACUCCCAGAGGGAGGGGUUGAUGCUAAACUGGAGGCAGAUGUGGAAGGAAAAGGUGGCUUCCAUGCACCUGAUGUCACUAUCAAACUACCAAAAUUCUCCAUGCCAGGAUUUGGCUCUAAAGAAAAAGAUUUAGCUAAGCCAAGUGGUUAUGUUGACGCUAAGACCACAGUCAAAAUGCCCUCUGUCGAGCUCUCACUACCAGCAGCUAAAACACCAGAGACUGAGGUUCUUCUACCCAAAGCAGAGGUUGAUGUCUCAGAGGCUGAUAUCAGAGGUUAUGAUGGAAGCCUCAAAAUUCCCAAAAUGCCAACGAUUGAUGUUUCCGUCCCAAAAAUAGACCUGGAUGUGUCCCUGCCAAAAGUAAAACACGGUGCAAAGGUUGAUGGAGAUAGAGGUAAAUUCAAUACGCCAGAUAUCAAAUUGCCAAACAUUGACAUAUCGCUGCCUAAAGGAAAAAUUGAGGGUUCUGAGGUCGAGCUUAGAGGCGAAGGUGGAAAAUUUAAGAUGCCAAAUCUCAGCAUGCCCUCUGUCGAUAUUUCACUUCCAAAAGGAAAGAUUGAAGGUCCAGAUGUUGAACUAGAGGGAGGAACCGGAGGAAAGUUCAAAAUGCCUCAUAUGAAAAUGCCAAAUCUUGAUAUCUCUCUGCCCAAAGGAAAGAUGGAGGGUCCAGAUGUUGAAAUAGAGGGAGGCUCAGGAGGAAAGUUCAAAAUGCCUCACAUGAAAAUGCCAAAUGUUGACAUCUCCUUGCCCAAAGGAAAGAUGGAGAGUCCAGAUGUUGAAGUGGAGGCAGAUACCGGAGGAAAGUUCAAAAUGCCUCACAUGAAAAUGCCAAAUGUUGACAUCUCCCUGCCCAAAGGAAAGAUGGAGGGUCCAGAGGUGGAGCUCAAAGGAGAAGGUGGAAAAUUCAAGAUGCCACAUGUCAGCAUGCCCUCUGUUGAUAUUUCACUUCCUAAAGGAAAGGUUGAAGGUCCAGAUGUUGAAAUAGAGGGAGGUACCGGAGGAAAAUUCAAAAUGCCUCACAUGAAAAUGCCAAAUGUUGACAUCUCCCUGCCCAAAGGAAAGCUGGAGGGUCCAGAGGUGGAGCUCAAAGGGGAAGGUGGAAAAUUCAAGAUGCCACAAAUCAGCAUGCCCUCUUUAGAUAUUUCAAUGCCAAAAGGAAAGAUUGAAGGCCCAGAUGUUGAAAUGGAAGGAGGUACCGGAGGAAAAUUCAAAAUGCCUCAUAUGAAAAUGCCAAAUGUUGACAUCUCCUUGCCCAAAGGAAAGAUGGAGAGUCCAGAUGUUGAAGUGGAGGCAGGUACCAGAGGAAAAUUCAAAAUGCCUCACAUGAAAAUGCCAAAUGUUGACAUCUCCCUGCCCAAAGGAAAGAUGGAGGGUCCAGAGGUGGAGCUCAAAGGAGAAGGUGGAAAAUUCAAGAUGCCACAUGUCAGCAUGCCCUCUGUUGAUAUUUCACUUCCUAAAGGAAAGAUUGAAGGUCCAGAUGUUGAAAUAGAGGGAGGUACCGGUGGAAAAUUCAAAAUGCCUCACAUGAAAAUGCCAAAUGUUGACAUCUCCCUGCCCAAAGGAAAGAUGGAGGGUCCAGAGGUUGAACUUAAAGGGGAAGGCGGAAAAUUCAAGAUGCCACAAAUCAGCAUGCCCUCUUUAGAUAUUUCAAUGCCAAAAGGAAAGAUUGAAGGCCCAGAUGUUGACAUAGAGGGAGGUACCAGAGGAAAAUUCAAAAUGCCUCACAUGAAAAUGCCAAAUGUUGACAUCUCCUUGCCCAAAGGAAAGAUGGAGGGUCCAGAGGUGGAGCUCAAAGGAGACGGUGGAAAAUUCAAGAUGCCACAUGUCAGCAUGCCCUCUGUUGAUAUUUCACUUCCUAAAGGAAAGAUUGAAGGUCCAGAUGUUGAAAUAGAGGGAGGUACCGGAGGAAAAUUCAAAAUGCCUCACAUGAAAAUGCCAAAUGUUGACAUCUCCUUGCCCAAAGGAAAGAUGGAGGGUCCAGAGGUGGAGCUCAAAGGAGACGGUGGAAAAUUCAAGAUGCCACAUGUCAGCAUGCCCUCUGUUGAUAUUUCACUUCCUAAAGGAAAGAUUGAAGGUCCAGAUGUUGAAAUAGAGGGAGGUACCGGAGGAAAAUUCAAAAUGCCUCACAUGAAAAUGCCAAAUGUUGACAUCUCCUUGCCCAAAGGAAAGAUGGAGGGUCCAGAGGUGGAGCUUAAAGGGGAAGGCGGCAAAUUCAAGAUGCCACAAAUCAGCAUGCCCACGUUAGAUAUUUCAAUGCCAAAAGGAAAGAUUGAAGGCUCAGAUGUUGAAAUAGAAGGAGGUACCGGAGGAAAAUUUAAAAUGCCUCACAUGAAAAUGCCAAAUGUUGACAUCUCCCUGCCCAAAGGAAAGAUGGAGGGUCCAGAGGUGGAGCUCAAAGGAGAAGGUGGAAAAUUCAAGCUGCCACAUGUCAGCAUGCCCUCUGUUGAUAUUUCACUUCCUAAAGGAAAGGUUGAAGGUCCAGAUGUUGAAAUUGAGGGAGGCUCAGGAGGAAAGUUCAAAAUGCCUCACAUGAAAAUGCCAAAUGUUGACAUUUCUCUGCCCAAAGGAAAGGUUGAAGGUCCAGAUGUUGAAGUGGAGGCAAGUACCGGGGGAAAGUUCAAAAUGCCUCACAUGAAAAUACCAAAUGCUGACAUCUCCCUGCCCAAAGGAAAGAUGGAGGGUCCCGAGGUGGAGCUCAAAGGGGAAGGUGGAAAAUUCAAGAUGCCACAUGUCAGCAUGCCCUCUGUUGAUAUCUCACUUCCUAAAGGAAAGGUUGAAGGUCCAGAUGUUGAAAUAGAGGGAAGCUCAGGAGGAAAGUUCAAAAUGCCUCACAUGAAAAUGCCAAAUGUUGACAUCUCCCUGCCCAAAGGAAAGAUGGAGGGUCCAGAGGUCGAGCUCAAAGGCGAAGGUGGCAAAUUUAAGAUGCCACAUGUCAGCAUGCCCUCUGUUGAUAUUUCACUUCCUAAAGGAAAGGUUGAAGGUCCAGAUGUUGAAAUUGAGGGAGGCUCAGGAGGAAAGUUCAAAAUGCCUCACAUGAAAAUGCCAAAUGUUGACAUUUCUCUGCCCAAAGGAAAGGUUGAAGGUCCAGAUGUUGAAGUGGAGGCAGGUACCGGGGGAAAGUUCAAAAUGCCUCACAUGAAAAUACCAAAUGUUGACAUCUCCCUGCCCAAAGGAAAGAUGGAGGGUCCCGAGGUGGAGCUCAAAGGGGAAGGUGGAAAAUUCAAGAUGCCACAUGUCAGCAUGCCCUCUGUUGAUAUCUCACUUCCUAAAGGAAAGGUUGAAGGUCCAGAUGUUGAAAUAGAGGGAAGCUCAGGAGGAAAGUUCAAAAUGCCUCACAUGAAAAUGCCAAAUGUUGACAUCUCCCUGCCCAAAGGAAAGAUGGAGGGUCCAGAGGUCGAGCUCAAAGGCGAAGGUGGCAAAUUUAAGAUGCCACAUGUCAGCAUGCCCUCUGUUGAUAUUUCACUUCCUAAAGGAAAGGCUGAAGGUCCAGAUGUUGAAAUAGAGGGAGAUACCGGAGGAAAGUUCAAAGUGCCUCAUUGGAAAAUGCCAAAUGUUGACAUCUCCCUGCCCAAAGGAAAGAUUGAAGGAACAGAUUUUGAAAUAAAGGGAGAUAAGGGACAGUUCAAGAUGCCUAAUGUGGACUUAUCUAUUCCUCAAGGAAAAGCAAAUAUUGACACACCAGAAGUGGAGGUGGAGGCAGAGGGAGGAACUAUCAAGCUGCCACAUAUCAAGAUGCCAAAAGUUGAUAUUUCACUGCCCAAAGGUAAAGGCAAAAAUAUUGAAGGACCUGCUAUAGAGAUGGAAGUCACAGGAGGAAAGAUCACAGGUCCAGAUGUUAAACUUCCAAAGGGGGGUGUGUCAGGUGACUUUCCAACCAUUGAGGCAGGACAGGAUGUAGAGGAUCAUGGUGAAGCUGGUUUGCAUGUUGAAGGAGAGCACAAAGGUCUAAAACUCAAGAUGCCAUCAAUAGGUAUCAAAGGUCCAAAAGGAGACCUGGAACUUGAUAUAGGACUUCAUCGAGGAGAUGGCAAGAAGGACAAGAAAAAAGUUGAACUACCUGACUUGGAUCUCAAUGCGUCAGGAACCAGUGGCAAAGUAAAAGGGCCUAAAGUCAAAGGAACAAAAUUCAAGAUUGGAAUGCCAAAAAAGAAGACUGGUAAAAAUGUGGAAGCAGAAGCAAAAACCUGUAAAAACUGUGGCGAUGAGUUAGGUGGUGAUGUCAAACACAAAUGCAAGGUUAAAGACAGAACUGAGUAUGAAGUUGAAGUGGAAACCCACAACGGACAUAAAGAGGACAAAGGCCAUAUUAAAAUUGCAGCACCAGUGGUUACAUUACCAAGUAUACAAGGCUCAGUCAGUGUUGGAACAGGGGCAGAGGGUGGCCCCUCGUCAUCCGGAGCAGAAGUCAAAGUCCCCAGGAUUCCUGACAUAGAAUUUGAUAUAGGUACAUCACAGGAUGAAGAUGAUGUCAUUACAGAAAAGGGCAAGAAAAUCAAAAUCCCCAAGUUUGGUGUCCCAUUACCCUCCAUCUCAUCUCCCGAAAGAAGAAUCUAUGGGCCAGAAAUACAGUACGAGGGCCCUAAAAUGCCCAAAGUAAAGAAAGCUGUUUUUGUUUUGGUAAAUCCUCCUGAAACAGAUGAGUCCACCGCAUGCACAGGUGUCCUCAAAGAGCAGGCAACAUCUGAGGUGGAAGCAGGGGACGUCAAAGUGAAGAUGCCUAAAAUCAAAAUGAAGCCAAGUUUUGGGAAGUCCAAAGAUAAAUCAGUUGCUGCACACACUGAGUCCGAGGGAGGGAAGAUGAAAAUGCCCCAAGUAUCGCUCUCCCCUGGCAAAUCAGGGUCGCCUGACAACAAAGGUUCAAGCUCAAGUCUCAAUGGUGAAAAUGAUGCAAGUCCUCAAAAGGUCUCCAAGGAAGAUAAAGGGACAUUCAGCGGUAAAAUCAAACUUCCAAAGGUGGAGCUCACCUCUCCAUACGGCAAGAUGGCUGCAGUGGAGGAGGAUACAGAAAUGAGAGUCCAACUGGGAAAGGAUUCGGCACCAGAAGAAGUUAGGAGAGAUGCCCAAGGGCCUCAACUGAAAUCAGGCAAGAUGACCUUCGCAGGUGUUAGUGAGGAGCACUCGGAGAAUGUGGUGUCAUCUCAUGCCAGAACAGAUAUGCUGGACAGGGACAGCUCAGAGUCCCCUGCUAGUUUCACCAUGGAGUUCAGCUCAGCAAAGGUCCAGGCUUGGAGCGAGGCUGAGAGCAAAAGUAGGGAGUCUGAAGAAAGAGAGUCUUCACCCUGGUUCAAGGUCCCCAAGUUCACCCUCAAGCCACACUCCACAGGCUUCCUCCAGAUAACCCCAGAGGGCUCUCCUCAGGCCCAGCGGAAGGGGGAGGUGGGAGGCGAGGUUGACGUCUCGGGGUCAUUCUGCCUUCACACCUCAGGGCUCGACUACGCCACACAGGAAUUGUCCGAAGAGCGCCAAGUCUCCUCCACCGAGGAGGGAACUGUCACCAUGGUGACCAAGACCACCAAAAUCACCCGGCAAAUGGUGACUACUGAAACGCGAACAGGUGAAUCUUCAACAACCACGGCAACGACUCACAAGCUGACGGACUUCAAGUACUGAGGAUGCUGUAAUGAUAUCUUAAUUGUCUUUUAAUUUUCUUUUUGUUUUUCCUUUGGUGAGGUUGCAGUGUUCUUGUAAGCUCAGCCUGCAACGUGGCGAACCUCGAUCGAGUAAAAGUCUUUAUUUUAUAUUUUAAUAGGUGAGGUAUGAAUGUGAUGAAACGCGAUGACAUUUCAUCAAUCAGCAUUAUUGUCAUUAUUACAGCGAACAGAGUAAUAUAUGCUUCCUUUUUUUUCAUUUUAAAUGUGACUAUUUUCUGUUAUUUUUUGAGUUUUGUUAGUUUAGUCCUACUUAUUUAUCAUAUGGUUUUCAAGGUUUCUCUCUGAAUGUAAACAUGUCAGAUUGCUUAAUUAUUUAUUGUUGUUUGUGUGUUUAAAACGGGCUGGAAUUAAUUAUUUACUCACACCAGCAUCAUGGAUUUGACCAUGAUUUUAAGAUGAGUUCAAAAUCAUUCUUUUUGAACCACUUCAGCACAGGCCAGAGUAAUAUUUAUGUAAAUACAACGAUAUGAUUGCUUUUUUGAAGCAGUAUCCCUUCAAUACAAAGUGUAAUUAUUUUCAUAUUCACCAGAGUCAGGAGGAGAAAUUAUAUUUUUUUGACCUGAUAACCUAUUUUGUUUGUCUUGACAGAAAAGUGUGAGCUUUUUGAGAUUAUAGGCGAUUCUCAUUUUCUGCCAUAGUUUUAUAUUUUAAGCAUUUAGCUGGUGCUGUUACCCAGAGAUAGUCACAGUGAGUGAGCAGGACACUCUGGGCUAUUUUUCUGCUGUGGGGAUCAAACCUGUGACCUUCUGCUUACAGGUUGCUCUCAAACACUUAGGUCACCCUGCUGCUAAAGUAUUUUAUAUUCAUGUUUUUACUGUAUACCGCCAGACACCGCUGUAUAUUUAGUGUCAAGAUCCACUGCAGGACUGAUGCUGAUUUUUUGAAACGUGAACUGUGUUGAGUUUCAAAACAUCAACGUUGAUCUGGAAGGAAAUUUGGGGAUUUAAGGGUGCUGUUGAGUGUUUUUUUUUUUGUUUUGUUUUGUUUUUUUGUUUUUUUUUACCAAAAUCAGUGCAAGGUCACACAAAAAACAGCUCUCUCAAAUUCUGUUACAAUAAGGCUGCUACAAUGACAGCCUGGCUAAGAGUGGCGGGCCUUGAUCGUGUACAAAAGCCAUCAUGUAACAAAAUAUGUCCUUUAAAGGCAGAAGAGAUCAACAAGAUGAGUAAAAGUCUUUAAUAAUCUGAUAUUCAUCUGUUUAGCAUAUUAAUAUGACAUACAGAAUAACUUUGGAUGUUAAAAUGUCAGAUUAUUAAAACCAUUUUAAGUGCCUUUACUCCUUAUUCUUAAAAGAAUGUAUCCUCUAUUUAAAGCAACAUUAUGUAGUAAUACACAUUUCAUGCAGUUUGGUGUCCCCCCACUGUUUCUGAGUGUACAACACAACACACAGUAUUUACAACACAACUGUUGUAAAUACAAAUACUAAUCCUAGUUUUGGGAUUUUCCAGAUGUGAUGUCACGUAACGUGUAUAACUUAACAAUGUUAAGUCUUAAAUUCUUGCAGUAUGUCUCGGAGUAAACAUGAAUCCUCAGGCUUUUUUUUAUUUUUUGCCAUCUAGAAGUCGAUGUUUGCACAACGGAGAAUAUAACUAGAACAAUACUACCUGGCUGUUACCUACCUGAUAAACUUCUGUUGAAAGUGGCUGACUUGACUUAUCAAAAAUAAGCAUGUUGACAGCAAGAGCAUCAAAACAAAGACAUGUAACUUAGCAAGCGAGACGUUAUCAGCGAGAUCUUAAAGCCUGUGCUUGUGUUUACUUUGACUGGUGCUGUUCCAACUUUCCGACACACACUCGGCGUGAAACGUGGUGUCAGUGACGUACAACACAAUGAAACUAUUCACCCUAUCACCAUUAAUUUAAAGCUGUUAUUUCACAGUUAAAUUCUUACAUAAUGUUGCUUUGAAGUAUAAAUUGCGUUGAAUUGAAUGGAGAGAAAAAAAAGUUGUGCUGCCUUUUAAAUAUUUAUUUUCAGUGCCAACCAUUUGAGAAAAGAAAAAAAAAAACAGCUGCUUUCUGGCGAUAAAUGAAAACUUACUUUUGAAAAACUAUUUUACAAUUUUAUGAACUUCUCAUAGCCAUUUAGAUAACAGUCUAAUGGGAUACAAUCAUAUGAUGAGCUAUUUUUUUCAAGUGGAUGAAAAGCAUUUAAGAAUGAAGUCUUUUUAUUUUACUUACUUUACUUUACUUGGCUGGUAGAUGGAAUGAAAUUGUGUGAUAAAAUGCAUGAAGAAAUCCUGACAAAUCCCACAUAUUUCAUUAACUUUUAACACAACAGCCCAUUUUUUCAGGGCUGGGGUGACAGUAGUGACACGUCAAGGUAACACACACUGAGUAGUAUCUAUGUGUACAGAGAUUUUUACCUUUCUGGUUUAAUCAAGUCCUCAAACUUCUUUUAGAUUACAAGGGUUUCAGUGCCAAGUGUUUUGUCAAAGCUGCAUUGCAGAGGAUGUUGGUUAAUUACGAUGUUACAUCAAUAAAAUGAUAUUCCCACAAAAA